Pomacea canaliculata is the source of this 4425-nucleotide messenger RNA. Its product is annotated as ubiquitin-associated domain-containing protein 1-like. Lineage: Eukaryota; Metazoa; Mollusca; Gastropoda; Architaenioglossa; Ampullariidae. Gene Ontology annotation, molecular function: protein binding. The record is from RefSeq and is a predicted model, not a curated record.
AUUCAAACCUGUAUGUCUGAGGUCAGAGAGAUAUGGACUAGUUGUAUGGAAAAAAUGUUCGAGAAUAUUGUCAAAUACAUCUGCCGCUUGAUAUGAUAUAUGUCAAUGCAAUCAAAUUAAGAAUAAAAUGCCCUCUAACAUUUUUAUAUAGUGGAUGGAAUGAGCGCGCGUGCAAGGAAGAGAGCGUGAAUGACAAAAUUAAGUGACGAAAGAAGUAACAAAUAGCUACAGCAUAAAUAACACGCCAUGGCGCAAAAUAAUUCGUGAAUAAUUUUGUACAUUUCACUGCGGCGAAAGUGAAAAGCGAGAGCGAACUCCUACUACAUUUUCAUAUGCUAAUAUCUCUUACGACGAUAGAUUUAAAAUAGCUCAGUCUUUAGAGCUUGAAUUAAUAAUAAUCGUUUUUAAGGCCGUUUUGAACUAGAAUUCGGAACAUAGGUGGGAAGAGAAACCUGGAUACAAAAUAUGUCACAGGUGCUACUCUUGUCGGAAACAAAGGGGCUUGUGGAGCGGAGCGGAUUGCUUCACUUCAGUGCGGAGAAACGAUUUAUUCCGUUUCAAAAGGACUUGUCACAACCAUUAAAAUGAUCCCUAAAAUGAUAUUCUAAGCAUAAGUAAUAAUUUUGUUUGUUUGUUUGUGUUUUUAUUUGUUUAAACUAGAAAAGCUAAAGUAAUAUGAGGAGACAACAGAAAAAUGAAGUUAUGGAGUUUCAGCGAGGUGAUCAAACUGAUUAAAAUAGUCAUCUCUCUAGUGUUACUCUGCUUAAAAAUAAAAAAAGAGAGAAUGACUGAAUGACUGAAUCACUCACUGACUCACUCAUUCUGGUCUGGCAUCAUUUCAGGAUGCCAGGCACCACAAUAGUCUCAAGUAUGGCCGGGGCUGUCACGACAGUGCUGGCACAGCGGCUCCUUGGCCAACGUUUUGAUUAUCAAAGAUUUAAAAGAUGUGCCACAAUAUCAAGCUAUUCGAAGAUGGAAAGAAGUCUGCAGCCAUCAUGCCCGAUGAAUGGCUAAUCCCAGAGAGCACCAAUAGAUUUUUCUGGCCUAGCUCUAAAGCAGACUCCACCUGGGUCAAAAACAUAAAAAAGCCAGGCCUGAACUGGAAUAUUUUCACCUACCAGCAGAUAAUUAAAAGCACAUGAGCCCUGGCUGUGAAAGCAGUACAUCACACUUUGUAUUCCCCCCACCAGCACCACCAAGACCUGUGAGAUCAGUUUUGCGCGAACUCUGUUUUCUAUUAGACGUGUUUAGUCUGUAGAUUCUCCAGCACAGCCAGGACCAUUUACUAUUAACAGUAAGGUUACACUUGAGUUUGAAAUUAAUAUGUUCAGAGAAUUAGAAGUACCUUUUUGUUUACUUCUGAGUUUGAAAUUAAUAUGUUCAGAGAAUUAGAAGUACCUUUUUGUUUACUUUAUGUAUGCACAAGUAAAAGAUUUAAUUGCAUUGUGUGUACACUUAAAUACACUUGCAUUGAUAUUUUUUUGUUUAUUUUUAAGGGCCUCAGUCACAUAUUCUGAUUUGACACCAGUAGCAUCUUCAGCAGCUGCUACUGACUGUAAGGUUUCAUAUGAACUUCCAGUGAUUAUAUUUAGAGAAUUAGAUGUGCAUUUUUUGUUGUGGGUGUGCAUUAAGAGACCUACAUUUAUCAGCACUAAGAGACUUUGUUUUGCUUUUAGUCGCCACCAUCAGACGGUCUAUUCCUGCAUCACCAUCAUCAGCACCAGCAACAUCUGCUAGCGACUUACAAAUGCUUCCAAGUUAUUUUGAGAAAACUUUCAAAAAGAUACAAGAAUUCCAGAACGGUACAGAGAUCCUGCAGCAGAAGGUGGACCAGCAAAGCAAUGUGGCUGCCAGCCAUACAACUCCAGAUACCUUCCUCUCUCCACUGCAGGAAGUUGAUCAGCUUAAACGAUGCUUUGGCAGAGGAGAAUACCAGACAAAGAAUGGUUUUGUAUCUGAGCUAUUUUGGUGGCCUCACACCGAAAAGAGGCACUGUACCGUCUGCUGAAGCAUCUGCUUGCUCCAAAACUGUACAGCUUGGAAGGGAGGAAGGAGAAACGAAGAUUUAACACCUUGCAACAUUUAAAAGCCACAGUUUAUGAAGGAUGAUCCACGAACUCCAGAUUUCAGCACAAUACGGAAGUUGACGUCACACCUUCCCAACAUUCCAUACAGUGUUAAAGAAGAGGAACCAACAAACUCAGUUGAUUUUCAGACAGAGCUGCGUCGAAUCCUUAUUUCGCUUAUAGAAGCUUCACAGAGAAUUCUUUGCCUCAACCCAUCAGCUGCCAAAAUCUUCAAGCAGGCUGAAGAUAUGCUAAGUGAACUUUUGCAGCAACCCAAAUUUGAUUAUGCUGCACUCAAACAGUUGACUGACAUGGGUUUCCCAGAGGCUCAUGCCAAGAAAGCACUGGUAAUUAACAAGUGGUUUGACAUGCCUCUUCCAGAGUUAGAGGAACCAAUCACUUCAUCAAGUCAAGACAGGGAACUUCAAGGUGCAGAGGGUGGUUUGCUGCAGACAGGAGGAGAGCCUACAAGUGCUGGUUCUGAAGGGGGUCUCCUACACUACACCAGCAUCUUAGGCACCAUUCGUGCCUUAUGAAAGCAAGAGUUUCAUCCUAAUCCUGAGGCACUGAAGCGGCUGCUGGAGAUGGGAUUUGAAGAAAAUGAAGCACUGCAGUCUUUGCGUAUGUUUCGUAAUGACCAAGAUGCAGCAUGUGACUGGCUGCUUGGUGAUCGGAAGGACCAAUCUGCAAUGGUGGAAGAAGGCCUGGAUCCCUCAUCUCCUGUGUACCAGGCCAUCAUGCAAAACCCCACUGUACAGCUUGGCCUUAACAAUCAAAGAUGCUUGCUAGCUUUCUUGCAGAUGCUGGAAAGCCCUUUGGCUGCUAGCCAGUGGCUGAAUGACCCCGAGACAGGACCCAUUCUUAUGCAAGUUUUGCGCAUUUAUCAGAUGCGGCUUAAUGGAAAUCAAAUUUCUACAACCACAGACCCACCUUCUGUGGCCUCUCCUGCAGCAUCAUUGACCUUAGCAUCGUCCCCAACCACCUCAACAGGAACAUCCAGCAGUUCGCCUCCAGCACCCUCUUCGCAGGCUAACUCUUGUGCUUGCACCUCAUCUAAGUCAUCACCGCCUCAGGAGCCAAGAUGAUGUCUAGUGACUGUAGUUCUUUGCGUUUGUCCUUUUUCUUGUUUUCUUCUAAUGGAAUUCUGUUUGUGCAAAGUGCAAUGCUGUGAUUGGCAGUCUGCUUAUCAGAAACUGCAGACCAUUUUGCUGCUGAGGCAGUCUCUGGAAUAGAAAGUUAACUGUAUGCAGUACAGGCUAAGUGCAGUGGUUUUACUGAGGUUUUACUAGUGCUGCCUGUGCCCAGAAUGUGACAGCAUAGAUUGCAGAUUCAGUUAGGGGGAACUCUUUUCACAAUAGACACAGUACAGCAAAUCUCAGAUUUUGGGGUUUUUUUUUCUGUGGAGCUUUUGCUAAUGCAGGAUUGCUUGGUUGGUUAUUUUUCUUUUUGUUUUAGAGCAUGCAUUUUUUAAUAAAUUUUUGACAUCAUCAUUAUUAUUAUUAUUAUUGAAGAGUCAGAUCUUGAUGAAUCUUGUUGGUUUGAAGCAUUUUGUUUCUGUGCACUUUUAAUUUUUUAAUUUGCAGUCAGGUGUAGAUUUUUCACGUUUACCAGAGAUUAAACCUAUUUUUUAUUUUUUUAAGAUCUGCCAUGCGUGUGGCAAACUGAUGCCCAUCACUCUUUUUUUCUUAAACAUAAGAAAUUGCAGCAGUACUUCUGCCUCACUUUCUAUGUCGACCAGUAUAAAUUUAGGACAGCUAUAAUCAACCAUUGCGAAUUUACAUUUAAAAGGCCCAAGGCAGACUACUCAUUGCUUCAUUUUUAAACAUUUUUUCCGAAAAAUUAAACUGGCUUAACUCUAAACCAGUGCUUAAUUUUUGUCACAUUGCUAAACCUGAAGUCGUCAACAUCGUGCUUGUAUAAUGUCUGUCCUCUGUGCCACCAAGUCUCGCUGUUAGUGUGCGAUGCAGUCCAAAGCAUCGCCAAUGGUCAGACGAGUAUUCGGGAGUUUUCCUGAGUUCUCUCCCUUUGAUUUCUGUAUCAGGUUGUAUAGUGAUGCGGCUAUAUUUAGUUCUCUGACUCAGUUCUGCCUGUGAGCAUGCACUACUUGGUUUCCAGCCUAGACAACAACACUAUCUUUGCUUUGAAUACUGAAAACCUUGCCUAACAAUUUUACACACACACCCCACAAAAUAAAAAUAAAUUUGUAAAAAUUAGCACGUAUCAAAAUUCCUUGUCUAUGCUUGUGUUUUGAAUCAUGAACGUGUAUUUAUGGACUGAUGUCUGUAUGCCGAGACUCACUCUCGGCCUCUUGCGAAGUGAUCUGCUGUGAGUCUCGGCGAGCCGUAACAAAGAAUGUGAA